UAACCGUCGAUGGUGAAGUUUACCUCGUUGCCUCGAAUGUACUUAUUACCACUCAUGUAUUUGAUUAUGGGACUAUAUUUAUACAAAAUUUAAGUAAUAAGCAGCUAUUAGAACUCAAUUACAGCCCUGAAUAUUUUGUGAUUGGUCUUGAUUUUCAAAAUAUUCUAUUUUAACCUUUUCAACGUUUUUGUAUUAAUUUUUUAAAAAUGUGGAUGAUACACUUGAUUUUUCAAAAAAAUAAAUAAAUAAUAUAUACUAUAAAAUUGUUGUGUUUAAAAAUAUUUUAUUUAAACACAUUAUUAUUUUGAUUUAGAAAAAUGUAAAACGGAUAUUCGCGCGGAUAACCUCUUUUUGGGUAAAACGGAUUAACCUCUUGUUAUUCGUUCUAAAGGGAAGCUACAUCAUAAACACGAAAAAUCCCAUAAACAAAACAGUACAACACUUGCUCGUUUAUGUUUUGAUAUACCAAAAAUUGAUUCGUCACCUUUUGCCAUCCACAUUAUUCGCCACAUUAUUAUUCUUUGAUUUAAUAUCAUUUCACUAUUUUUUUUUUUUUUUGCCAACUAAUCCAUUAUUUAUUUAGGAUGUCAGUAGUCACGGACUCACGAAUCCUUUUCAUAGAGUUUCUUACUUUCUUACUAAUUAAAGAGACACGAUUCUUAUUUCUUCUUUACUUUAUUUAAUUUUAAUUUAAAAUUUUCAUAUUAAAAUAAUUAGUGGGUUUUCUAUUCCCGUCAAAUAAGAGAAAUAGAGAGCUCUCAGCACACGAAACAAAUAUUGAACUUCAGAUAUGUUUUAAGCUCCGGGGAGAAGAUAACUGAAAAUUUAACUCGCCAGCUUCCCACAUGCACAGUGAUUCUUCACGGUUAGCUUGAUCAUCUCCAAUAAAUCACCGUUAUAACUGCCGCAAAAGAAAACGCCCUUAACUUGGCUGUCAAGAUGCCACGUGUUGCAGCGGAAUCCCAAGAAAUCUCUCUCGACGGCGGCUGGGAGUCACCAACGCUCGGCGAACUGCUAAAAGAUCUCGAAGACGGUCACCGGAAGAAAGACUCCGGCGAAGAUGCUUCGGUUCAUCACGUAUUGGAUGUCGCUUCCCCUGAAACAAGACCUGUGCCGUUUCUCUUAUCCUUCAACAAUCUCUGUUACGAUGUCAGGGGAAAAGCCGACUCGGUCAAAACUCUACUCAACGAUGUUUCCGGCGAGGUUUGCGACGGCGAUGUCCUUGCCGUUCUCGGUGCAAGCGGAGCCGGUAAGUCCACGUUGAUCGACGCACUAGCGGGACGUGUGAGUAGCUUGAGAGGUACGGUAACUCUAAACGGAGAGAAAGUUUUGAAAAGUCAACUCCUAAAAGUGAUAUCAGCAUACGUCAUGCAAGACGAUCUCUUGUUUCCGAUGCUCACCGUCAAAGAAACACUAAUGUUCGCUUCAGAGUUUCGUCUUCCGAGAAGCUUGUCCAAGUCCAAGAAAAUGGAGCGUGUUGAAGCCCUAAUAGACAAGCUAGGGCUCAGAAACGCGGCGGAUACAAUAAUAGGAGACGAAGGACACCGUGGGGUCUCCGGCGGAGAGCGGCGGCGCGUGUCGAUCGGUGCCGACAUCAUCCACGACCCCAUUGUCUUGUUCCUGGACGAACCUACUUCGGGGUUGGACUCCACCAACGCCUUUAUGGUGGUGCAAGUUCUUAAGCGUAUCGCUCGUAGUGGCAGUAUGGUAAUUAUGUCGAUACAUCAACCUAGCGCUCGUAUCAUAGACUUGCUCGACCGUCUUAUCAUCUUAUCUCGCGGCAAGAGUGUAUUCAGUGGAUAUCCGACAAGUCUUCCUCAGUUCUUGUCUGAUUUCGGACAUCCAGUCCCGGGGAAAGAGAACAUCACAGAGUUUGCACUUGACCUAGUCCGAGAGCUAGAAGGAUCGACCAAAGGAACCGAAGAGUUAGUAGAGUUCAACGAGAAGUGGCAACAGAACCAAUCUCCUCGAGCCACGCCAAUGACCACUCCUUACAAAGCAUUGUCUCUAAAAGAAUCCAUCACUACAAGUGUUUCCAGAGGCAAACUAGUCUCCGGCUCGACCAGCUCCAACCCCAUCUCAAUGGAGACAGUAUCAUACGCAAACACGCCAUUGGUCGAGGCAUAUAUAUUAUCCAAACGUUACAUUAAAAACUGGUCCCGCACCCCCGAGCUCAUUAUAACACGGCUCGCUACGGUCCUGGUGACUGGUCUUAUCUUAGCUACUAUAUAUUGGAGGCUGGACAACACUCCACGAGGUGCACAAGAGAGAAUGGCUUUCUUUUCAUUCGCCAUGUCCACAAUGUUCUACACCUGUGCAGACAACCUCCCUGUCUUUAUCCAUGAACGUUACAUUUUCUUGAGAGAGACAACUCACAAUGCAUACAGGACAUACUCAUACGUUAUAUCUCACGUUCUCGUGUCUCUGCCUCAGCUACUCGCUCUCUCCAUUGCAUUUGCUGUUACCACGUUCUGGACAGUUGGUUUAAGCGGUGGACUAGAGAGCUUCUUGUAUUACUGUCUCAUUAUCUACGCAGCCUUUUGGUCUGGUUCCUCUUUCGUUACCUUCAUAUCCGGUCUUAUUCCGAAUGUCAUGAUAAGUUUCAUGGUCACUAUUUCCUAUCUUUCGUACUGUCUACUGAUGGGUGGAUUCUUCAUUAACCGUGAUCGGAUACCGGGUUACUGGAUAUGGUUUCAUUACAUCUCAUUGAUGAAGUAUCCUUAUGAAGCUGUCUUGAUCAAUGAGUUUGAUGACCCAUCUCGAUGUUUUGUAAGAGGAGUUCAAGUAUUUGAUGGUACGCUUUUCGCCAAAGUGCCUGAUGCGAUAAAGGUUAAGAUGUUUGAUACACUGGGUAACUCUUUAGGAACUAAGAUAACGGAGUCCACAUGCUUGAGAACAGGGCCUGACUUGCUUUUGCAGCAAGGUAUAUCUCAGUUGAGCAAAUGGGAUUGCUUGUGGGUUACGUUUGCUUGGGGUAUCUUCUUUAGGAUCUUGUUUUACUUGUCCUUGUUGUUUGGAAGCAAGAAUAAGAGGACGUGAAGGAAUUCCACAAACACAAAGCAAACUUCUAUUGGCCUCAAUGUUGUUUCUCUAGCUACCCUUAAUAUACAUAUUUAAGUGAAGCUUGACAUUUCCAAGUCUUCUCCUUGUUGUUGUUUUUGUAAUCAAAUUGUAACGUUUUUAGUUCUUUCUUCGUUGUAUCCUUUUGGGAAUAUUAUCACACUUAUAUUUCUCUUUCAGUUUCUGUUAUCACAAUUACUGGAGAGCUGGCCAUAUAAAAAUUAUAACUCACAUAAAUUAAAUUCUCAAAUUUUAGCGGGUAUCAUAUGGUGUCUAUACAUUUUAAUGUCUCUACGUCUAAACCUACGUAUAAUACGGGGAGAUUAGUGUAUGGAUUUUGUACUUUUGUUGGCUUUUUCCCUGAUCAUUUCUUAGAAAUCCAAUAAUCAUAAUGUAAGAGCCCAUUUCUUCAGUUGAAGAUGAAUAUUGCUCCAUGCCUUUUGAUGUUAAAAGGAAUGAUGUGGUUAGCUAUCUUCUCCAUGAUCUUUGGAUUGCCACUUAGCCCUUUUCUUUCUAUUGUGAUAACAUGGGUGCUCCAUAUCGCCAAUAACCCGGUCUCACACGAACGUACCAACAUGUAGAACUAGAUAGUCAUAGCGUUUCUGAGAAGAUUCAAAUGGGUUUGAUCAGAACGCUUCAUGUUUGAACAUGUAUAAAUUGGCUGACCUAUUUACUAAAUCAGUUUUCCUUACUCAGUUUGCAUUUCUUCUAAGUAAGAUGGAUAUUAAUAUAUUUUCUCCAUCUUGAAGGGAAUAUUACAUUUGUAUAUCGUGAUUUAGAUGGAAAUGUCUAGACAAUCCAGUUUGUCCCGGUUACUUUCUUAACUUUACAACACCAUAUUUUGGCAUCAAUCAAUGUAACAGAAACUUUAUACAAUAGUUACUCUCUUAACUUAUUCAUCUUCCAUUGACGAGAAAGCUUGAUAUUGAUUUUGUUCAUCGUUCUUCUCUUCUUAUAGAUUACUAAAAUAUUAUAAAAUUUCAAACUAUACUAAUAAUUAUUCUUAAAAAAAAAAUUGGAUGUGAACAAGAGAGCCCGCGUGAAAGUGUGCAAGAGUGAUCGUAUUAAGUACGGUUUUGUAGGAUGUGAAUCUAAAAUCAGAUUGCUAUUGGCUAGCGAGAGCCCGCGUGGCUAUUUCAUUGGUCCGCGUAUAUUCUCUAUCUCUCUGUGUUUCAGAUAAAGAUCGAGAAUGAGUUUAAUGACCUUUUUGGCAUUUGUCCAAAGGCAAAUAUAAAAACAAAUUUAAAGCGCCAAAAAAAUACAAAUUAUUGCAGUAGAUCGAAUCAUUUUUUUCUGGUCUGCCCUUACUAGUCAGUAGACUCAGUACCCAUCAACUUGUGUUAAAUUUUAUUUUCAACCACAAGAUUUUCAAAAUGGACCAAGGUACCUGUGGGUCUAGUGACUCGAGGGGUAGUGUAAAGAAUUUUUUUUUUGUGUGUCUUUCAGAUUCAAACUAUCCUUGGUACAAAGGGUUAGUUUUAAUUCGGAAUUUCUCAAACCUGAUUUCGGACCUUUUGGAAGAUUAUAGGUCGUCCAAAGUUCUAUGAUAACUAUUUUUUUUUUUUCCGAAAUGGAGUCUAAACUUAGUUGUGUACAUAACUUUUUUGAAAAAUGUAAUGAAAAGGCAACAUCAUGGAGGAUUCUGAAUGAGUUUAGAUUGAAAACUGUUGCUAGCUAGGGAUGAGAAUUUUCAGAAAUUUAUAAUUUAAGAAUUUUAAGUCGUUUUUGAUAAAUCAGCCUUAUAUUCAUUUUCUGUUUGUAGCUAGAGUACAGAUCCUACUUUCAUAUAAAUGAUUUGCCCCCAAAAUAAAUCAGUACUUUGAAAACUAGAAGCACGUGCU
Brassica napus (rape) is the source of this 4901-nucleotide messenger RNA. Its product is annotated as ABC transporter G family member 18-like. Gene Ontology annotation, cellular component: membrane. The transcript is spliced from 2 exons. Bases 940 to 3039 code for a protein of 699 amino acids. NCBI's taxonomy places the organism in Eukaryota, Viridiplantae, Streptophyta, Magnoliopsida, Brassicales, Brassicaceae. Gene Ontology annotation, molecular function: ATP hydrolysis activity; ABC-type transporter activity; ATP binding. The record is from RefSeq and is a predicted model, not a curated record.